AUGUAUUCAAAACUCGCUAUAGUCAAUGCUCUCAUUGCAAUUUCUCAAUUAGCAGCUGCUGGAUCUUACACGUGUUAUAAUAGGCAAACCUUUACUGAAGAAUAUGUGAACACUAUUGCCGAUAAGUGUUUUGGUGUUAGUGAAGGAUCAGUUGGCGGCUAUCCAAUGAGAUACGAAAACCUGCAGCUUAAUAUCCGUAGCGACUCAUUCCGCAAGUUUCCUCUACUUGCAGGGGGUGAUGAAUGGAGCGGGGGAGCUGUUAAUUAUUUUGUUGCCAGUGACAGUGUUAGGCAAACAAAAAGGGUUUUUUACACCAGUGGCAGAUUUGACGAUGAAUGCGCAUAUACUAGGUAG
Messenger RNA from Blumeria graminis f. sp. triticale, 354 nucleotides. The record is from the annotation of a GenBank genome assembly. Lineage: Eukaryota; Fungi; Ascomycota; Leotiomycetes; Helotiales; Erysiphaceae.